Messenger RNA from Girardinichthys multiradiatus, 8303 nucleotides. RefSeq names its product calcineurin binding protein 1 (gene cabin1). Gene Ontology annotation, molecular function: nucleosome binding; protein binding. Bases 221 to 6913 code for a protein of 2230 amino acids. NCBI's taxonomy places the organism in Eukaryota, Metazoa, Chordata, Actinopteri, Cyprinodontiformes, Goodeidae. Gene Ontology annotation, cellular component: nucleus. Gene Ontology annotation, biological process: chromatin organization. The record is from RefSeq and is a predicted model, not a curated record. The transcript is spliced from 39 exons.
AACUGCUGCAAACGUCUCGGAUCCAUGACUUAACAGCAACAAAGGAUGAUAAAUAAAUUUGAUUUGUUAAUUUAUUUUAGAUCUGUAACCGCUACCACAUCAAAGUUUAAUGUUCUGCUGAAGCUUUAGAAAACUAAAGCUGGUAGCCCGGUUGACAACGUACGAAGCAGUCAAAGAUUAGCAACCAUAAAGACAGAGAAUCUGCUUUAAAGAUAUUAAAAUGAUUCGAAUUGCAGCUCUAAAUGCUGCUUCGACAGCUGCCGAUGAGUCUCAGGACCCACUGAGGAGCAGCAAAAGUCAGACCAAAGAGGCUCAGGAAGCUGAGGCUUUUGCUUUAUAUCACAAAGCCUUGGAUCUCCAGAAACAUGACAAGUUUGAGGAGUCUGCCAAGGCCUACCAUGAGCUUCUUAAAACUCCGCUGCUCAAAGAGGCCAUGCCCUCAGAAGAUCAAAGAGUGGGUCUGAAGCAUCCUGGACUGAUGCUAAAAUAUUCAACUUUUAAAAACCUGGCUAGCAUGGCUGCAAUACGGGAUGACUUGGGGAAAGCCAUGGAGUUUUAUUUGGAGGCCGUCAUGUUGGACUCCACUGAUGUGAACAUGUGGUAUAAAAUUGGUCAGGUGGCUGUGCGACUUGUGCGCAUCCCUCUUGCUCGUCAUGCGUUUGAGGAGGGCCUACACUGCAACCAGGACCACUGGCCAUGUCUGGACAACCUUAUCACUGUUCUGUAUGCCCUUAGUGACUAUACUUAUUGUUUAUACUUCAUUGCCAAAGCCCUGGAGAAGGACCACUGCUACUCUAAAGGCCUGGUGUUAAAGGAAAAAAUCUUCAAGGAGCAGCCUUGUUUGAAGAGGGAUACGAUGCAGAUGUUUACAAAAUGCGACAUGUCCAUUCACUUUGUGGAAGUGGAAGAGGAAGAGCGCAGAUCCAUCAUUGAGGAAGCUCUCGAGAUAAGGAAGCGCAGACAGUCUCUCUCUCACUGUGAACCAAAACCGGACCUUGACCUGAUUCAGCCUAUACACUGUCUCUCAUGGAAGCAUUUAGGCGAAAGCUUUCUUGCAAUGUACAAACAUCAGACCACCUGCGAACCUCCACGAUCGAGUCUGGGCCGCAGAAUUGACUUGUCAUCGUACUGUGACCCGAACUUCUGCCAGAACCUUCCCCAACUGAGUAGCCCUGUGAGUAUGGGCUUGACCACUGUGCUGAGCAGCCCCAGUUCAUCCCUGCCACCAGUAGCCUUUAAUGAGCCUGCAGUCCUUAUCCAGCCUGGUUCUCAGCCUCAAAUUACCCUGGGCCAGACUACUAUCGAGGUCACUACUUCAGCUCCCCCUGGUGCUGCAAGCAUGGAAAUUUCCCUGGCUGAUAAAGGGAAGAAGGCUCCCAAAAGAAAACGUGGCGUGGAGGAUAGCGGUGAGACGGCCAAACGUCGCUCGGCACGUGUUCGAAACACUAAAUGUAAGAAGGAAGAGAAGAUUGAUUUUCAGGAGCUUCUUUUUAAAUACUUACCUUCCAGGCUAAAGAAGUUCGAUCCUGAUGAUGAUGAGAGCUUGGGGAAUAUUGAGACUCAGUGUAAUGGGAAGGAUGACGUUCAGCCUUAUCAUGAAAGCUGCUUACCAGCUGACUAUGUUGAACCCAUGGAAUCUGAGCAACAAGAUGUUCACAACUUCUUGCUUAAUAAUUUGACCAAUGGUGGAAUAUUGGAUCUGAUGAUGCGCUAUCUGAAAGCAAUUGGUCUGAAGUUCAUGGAGGAGUGGCCACGGGGGCUGACCACUGUGGUGCUGGAGGUUUAUCAGACUUGGAGGAAGCACAGCUUGGGCCUGCCUAAUCCUCUCCUUCGGGACUGCAGCAACCAGCACAUUCGGGAAAUGCUGACAAUGAGCUUGGCCUGUAUGGAGUUACAGCUGGAACAAUGGUUACACAACAAAGGGAAGAUUGUUAUUCCAAGAGGAAAUUGUGGCGGUCCCAGCAGUGACACGUCUGACUCCGAAUUCCCUGGACAACACUUCCAGGGCGACUUGUUAAUCCUGGCCCUCGGUUCCUCCCAAAGAGAUCUGUUUGAGAAUGAUUGGUUAGACGUCAUGGUACGUGUCUACUGGCUGAAAGCACGAUUCUUGGCCCUGCAGGGAGAUAUGGAGUUGGCCCUUGAAAGCUAUGAUGUUUGUAUAGGCCUGCUGCAGGGCAAACCAAAGGCCACUGAUGGGAGACAUUAUACCAUCAACCUGCCAAACCUAUGUGUAGAUGCAGCCAUAUCUGCGGAGGAGAUCGACAAGAGACUGAAGUCGUUGGAGCGUUGUCAGUCUUUAGAGGAGAUCCAGCGUCUCUUUGAGUCUGCAGACUUUGAGUCUGUUGUUGGCCUGCUGCAACCCACUUUAAAUUAUGAAAACAGGGGCAAAUCUCUGGAGUUUGUGAGCUCGGCACCGGAGCGUCCUGCCCAGCUGAUGCUACUGCAGAACUCCCUGUUGAAGCUGCAGGACUACUGGCAAUGCUUGGAGAGCAGCGAGCUGGCUUUGAACGAAGCCCUGCUGCAGCUCAACUCUGCUCCAGGCGGUUCUACUCCUAGCAAGGAAGAGUGGGUCGUCACCAUAAGAAAGUUGCUGGAUGGCAUCGAAAUCUGCUUCAACAAAGAACCGGAGCUUCUGAGCAAAGUCCCUCAUUUCUCAAGCUUGGCUCGACUGGCAAACAAUCUAAUUCAGCUGAUUGAUCUUAGCAUGAGUACUUCAGAUGAUCCAAAGGAGCCAUAUUUCUUCUCAGUUGUGCCUUGGAUUAUUUUGUAUCGCAUUAUCAAACACGAGGAGACUGCUUUUGACUGUAUGCUUCGGCAGCAUAUAUCUUUAGAUGACGACGAAGAUGCACCAGAAACUCCCAUGCUUCCCUCCUCUCUGAUGCUUUUGAGUACAGCUCAUGAGUAUCUGGGUCGUCGUUCCCUUUGCUGCAGCUCAGAGGGUGCCUUCCUGAAGUUCUUUAUUAGGAUAUUGGAGAAGGAAUUUGCUGCUUCCACCAACAAUGACUCUCAUCCCUAUAAAGAAGAGCUUGAAAUGGCCUUGGAGCAAUGCUUUUUCUGCUUAUACGCCUACCCCAGUAAGAAGAGCAAGGCGCGCUACCUUGAGGACCACUCAUCUCCACAGGUCGAGCUUCAGUGGACCGAUGCUCUCUUCAUGUUCCAGUAUUUCAAACCAAAGUCACUGCCUGAGUUUGACAGCUAUAAGACUAGCACAGUGUCUGCAGAACUGGCCAAUCUGCUGAGGAGAUUUGCAAGCAUAGCGCCCCCAAGUGAGACCCCCACCUUCACCAUGGAUGAAGUGGCAGCCUACAUUGAGGACAUGACGGAGAAGGUCCCUUCACUUCCAGCAGGCAGCCCCCCUGCACCUCCAAUCAUCAAUGAGAUCUACUAUCUGUUGGCUGAUUAUCACUUCAAGAACAAGGAGCAGUCCAAAGCUAUUAAGUUCUAUAUGCAUGACAUUUGCGUAUGCCCCAAUAGAUUUGACUCCUGGGCAGGCAUGGCUUUAGCCAGAGCCAGCCGUAUCCAAGAAAAGCUCAAUUCCAAUGAGCUGAAAAGUGACGUUCCUAUAUGGAAGCACUCGCAGGCCGUGCUAAACUGCUUCAAGAGAGCCCUGGAGAUAGACGGCUCCAACCUGUCCUUGUGGAUUGAGUACGGAACCAUUUCGUAUGCGCUGCAUUCUUUUGCUUCUCGGCAGCUCAAGCAAUGGCAAAAUGAACUCCCUGCAGAGGUUGUUAAACAGAUGGAGGAAAGAAGAGACUCCAUGCUGGAGACAGCUUUUCAGUGUUUCCAGGGUGCAUCCCGCUGUGAGGGUGACAGCGAUGAAGAAGAGUGGCUUAUUCACUACAUGCUGGGGAAGAUAGCCGAGAAGCGCAGGAAGCCCCCUGUUGAAUAUCUGCAGCUUUACAAAAAGGCAGCACAAUAUCUGCAUGAAGAAGCUGCCAGGUACCCACGGAAAAUUCAUUACCACAAUCCUCCUGACCUGGCUAUGGAGGCCCUGGAAUUGCAUUUCCGUCUGAGUGCCUCCAUCCUUAAAUUGCUACAAGCUGCUGAGUCUAAUCUGGAUCACGACCUUUUAUUUAACCUCCUGGUUGAAGCAGCAACUGGGCCAUUCGCAAAGGGGGAAGAGAAGAGUAUGCCAAGCUUGCCAAGGUCCAAUGAAAAAGAGAAACCGCCUACGAUGAUGGAAGAAGAAUUUAAUUGUUCCUCAGUUUGCAUAGGGAACGUCCUCAGCUCCUCCCCAGCCUCUGCUGCCACCCCAGGUGUAACUUCCCCUCCUUACGUGGCCACGCCAUUUGACCACGAUUACGCCAAACGCAAAACACUCCGAAGGCAGCAGUGGCAGCAGCAACGGCAUGAGGAGCAGCAGGCUGAUGCCUCACCAGGGUUUGACCAUGAAUACUGCCUGCCCAGGUCUCCAAUAUGGCUGGCUUCCUUCAAUGAGCGAAGCCAGGACAGCGAGGUGGUGUUGCUUUCUGAUUCCAACUCCACCCAGGAUGCCUUCACAGAUCCCGCCAGUUCACAGGACACCAGUCAGAGAGCUGCCUCGGUCAAAGCCAGUGCAUUGUCGUCAGAAAGCACGACCCCCAUGAAGGACAGACAGCCCACCUCUGAGGACACAGCUUUACAUAGAGACCAAACAGGUAUCCAGACAGAAGAGAAGGUUAUUCAGGAGAAGGUUGUAAGCAUGGUGGUGGAAGUCCCUGACGGAUCGACCCCUAAGGUGUCUGCAGACCCCUGUCCUCUUCCUCUCACCCCCACAGUCACGCCACUGAAGCCAGCAUCCUCGCAGCAGGGCACUAGUCAGACCACACCCAGCGAGAGCAAGAAGAAGCCCGAGCCCCCCGCUGAGGUGAUUGAAGUGCCCAAAGCUCUGCCGGUAGAGCGAGCUGAUCAGAAACGAAUGCUGGUGGAGAUGUGUGUCCGUGCUCUGUUUCUCUGCCUCAGCCGUUUCCCUCAGCACUACAAAAGUCUCUAUCGUCUGGCCUACUUCUAUACCAACAGCAAGACUCAUCAGAACCUACAGUGGGCCAGAGAUGUGUUGCUAGGAUGCAGUGUCCCAUGGCAACAGCUGAAGCACAUGCCAGCACAAGGACUUUUCUGUGAAAGAAACAAGACAAACCUGUUCAAUGGCAUCUGGCGUAUUCCAGUGGAUGAGAUUGAUCGCCCAGGAAGUUUUGCGUCUCAUAUGAAUCGUUCUGUUGUCCUUUUGCUGGAGGUGCUGUCUCAGCUCAAGGAUCACAACACAUUACUAAAAGUCUCUUUCAUGCUACACAAAAACCCUGACCAGGGAAAGAAAUAUUUACGGGAUGUUGAUCGCCAGGUUUUGACCAAGAGAGCAUUUUUCUUAACUGUAAAAGUCCUGGAGGACAAUCUAAGCAGUCUCACAGGGGUGUCUGAGCAGCUACACAAAGUGCCUGCACCCUCCAUGGGGGAGAUGACCACAACGGACACAUCCGGCAGGCCCAGUUCCGAGGACUGCAAACAUGCGCUGCCUAAAAAGUCUGGGCUUACAGAGGGAGCCGGUGUCACUGAUACUGGCCCCAGGGAAGCCUCCCAGGCUCAGAUAACCCUAACACCACUGUCAGCAGAUAAAGGGAGUAUAGCUCAAGAGGGCUUUCCUGGGAAGGUGGAGACUGCUGGUAAUGAAGGGAACAAAGGAGGGCCAAAUGAACCAAUGGAAAUGGAAUCUUACGUCUGGAGGAAGCCCCCCACUACCACAGACUCUCAGGGCAACCAAACAGAGACGGAGGCCUCCCUGGGGGGCUUGGAAACCCAGCAGAAGGUGACUGAAACUAGCCGUGCACCAGAGCUGUCUCUGGAGGAGCUGAGCAUCAGUUCGAGACAGCAGCAGCUGCAGGUGUCUGCACCAAAAGUCGCUGUCGCAGCAGGAGGGACUGAUCAGGCCUUACUACGAAAACCAAACAGGAAAAGGAAACUUAUAGACGAUGUAGAGUCCGGAAAAACCCUACUACUUGAUGCCUACAGAGUUUGGCAGCAAGGGCAGAAAAUCAUGACCUACGACCUGAGACGCAUUGAGAAGAUAAUGUCCGAGACAUAUAUGCUCAUUAAACAGGUGGAUGAAGAUGUAGCUCUGGACCAAGCAGUGAAGUUCUGCCAGAUACAGUUGGCCACCUCAGCACAAAGACAGCAGUCAACAGGUGAUACCCCAACCACGCCCAAGCACACCAAGGAGCACAGAGAUAUAUUCUUCCCCGCCUCCCUGCCAAUGCCUGUCCUACUCAGUCACUCUGCCUGCCACCCGCUGUCCACCCAGGAUGGCCAGGCCAAAGGGGUCUGCGAGCCCCUCGCCAAGAUGUCCAGACCUCAGAGCUCGGGCUUCCAUGAUCAGCCGCAGCAGAGAAGAACAGGUGGCCAGCCUGCUGCAGCUAUGGCCUUCCUCCCACCCGCAGACGAGUGGGAGGAACCCUCAGAGGGGCUGUUGUACCGCCAGCAGGAGUCCCACCUCUGUCAGCAGAUGAAACUUGCCACUGUCUCCCAGGGGCAAGAACCUUCAGCUGGUUGGUUUCAGGAGGAAACCGCAACAUGUAGCACCACGCAACCUUGUUCAGAUCAGCAGCAGUAUGCCAGCAAUGAGCAGUCCAAGCUUCCAGACCCUAGCCGAAUCCGCUCCAGAGUCCCGGCAUGCAUGCCAAAGCUUUUCAUCCCUUCCACCGUCACCAAGUUCCCUCCAGAAAUCACAGUAACACCUCCAACACCCACACUGCUCUCGCCUAAAAACAGCAUCUCAGAGGAAACCAAGCAAAGACUGAAGAAUGUUAUCUUGUCAUCCCAGUCUGCUGCCACGGUCAAAAAAGACACAUUGACCCAGCCAGUGCUGGAGGUGCAGGAAACAUCCAGUCAGGAGUCGUCUCUGGAGAGUGAGUCGGAUGAGGAGGACGAUUACAUGGACAUCUGAGCUGAAACUGAACUCUAUUCUCAUUCAGCUCCCUUUUUUUAAAACUGUCGAUUCCACAGCAGCUUGUGUAUGUGUUGAUACUUUGUUUUUCGUAUGGGAUGUGAGAGAACCAACCUUCAUUCCAACCAGAUGAAAUGCAGUUUUCUCAGCAGUUUUGUGGUGGUAUGUUGCUGUGGUUGGUAAGAGUGUUGGUGCAUGACAGAGAUUUUAUCCAAUAGCAUGGCUUACAUGUGCCAUUAAUGCAUAUCACACAUCAGCUUUUCCAGCUCUCUUGCUUUACACUCAAUCUGGCAAAAAAACAAAAAAAAACAGACUUUGCCUGAAACAGCUACCAGCGACAUGUUUAUGCACCCUUAGCAUGUUGUGUGUUAAUUCUUCUCCGAGCUGCAGCUCAUCGCUCGACCUGCGCUCACUUAUCCGAGGUACCUCGUUAUGGACCGACACUCAGCAGCAUGAAUUUCUGUCCUCCAUACUCCUCUUUUACUCCAGCAUGAGAUUCUCAUCUCAAAGACGGGUCGCAUUGCUACAUGAUGCAUUACAAUGAAUACCAACGUGAAACAAGGACCGCCGGCUGCAUUCUGGCUCAAUCUGUUGAGCUAAUAAUCCACAAAGCCUCAUAACCUGUAGCAGACUGAAAAUGUUUACACUGAACGCUUGGGAUGUUUUUCAGUUGGUCCUUAACUUUGUGCUCCUUUUUUGUACUGACUCUGUUUCUUGUAUUAUUCUAUUAUUUCCUCUUUUGUGUGCAUUUGUAGCUACAAAACACUUCUUGCCAGGAUGACAUCCUGCCACCAGCACUGAUCUGAAUGACAGAGAGGCUUUCACUUAUUUGGAAUUAGCACACACAAAAAAAAAAUCUUUUGAAUGUUUGGGUUUGUUGGGUCGAGGACUGAGCUGGAGAAAAGUGCACACGCGUGAAGGUGUGAACAUUAAGGUGUGGGUUUCCGCAGGAAACACAACGCCGUGGACCUUACCUGAUGUCAGACGAACUGUUAUGCAUGACAAUGAGGACUCUCCAAUCCUGAUGCCUUCCCACUGGACUCAUUUAAGGGGAGUUUGUCACAUUUCUUGCCUAACUCAGAUAAAGACGCACAGAAUGUUUUUUACAGAUAGUUUUCUACAAAAAGAAAGACUUAUGUUUCUUGAAAGCUGUGUGAUGUGAUCAUUUUUAAAGAAAAAGGGCACAAAUGGAAAUCUAUCCCACAUAAUAAAGAGAUAAGAUGGCUUUGUAUUUUAGUUUGUUAUAUUGUUUAUGUUCGGUGGGCUUUGGGGAAUGUACUACAGCUGAAGCACUGGGUGGGUUGAAGUCCUGAGACUGCUUGUCUUGAGCAUGUUCUCUGUGUCUGGACUGAAUUGAUGUCAAACCAAAUAUAUAUAUUUGAGAAACACA